Messenger RNA from Contarinia nasturtii (swede midge), 1016 nucleotides. RefSeq names its product CLIP domain-containing serine protease 2-like. The record is from RefSeq and is a predicted model, not a curated record. The transcript has 7 exons. Gene Ontology annotation, molecular function: serine-type endopeptidase activity. Gene Ontology annotation, biological process: proteolysis. Lineage: Eukaryota; Metazoa; Arthropoda; Insecta; Diptera; Cecidomyiidae. The coding region runs from base 64 to 954 and encodes 296 amino acids.
CAAUUGGUAUUAUUGAGAAUAACUUAUUCGUGAUUGAGAUAUCGAUCUUAUUUUGUGUUGACAAUGUUAAAAUUAAUAGUGACAUUUUCAAUGUACUGCCUCUUAGCUACUGGGUCCGAUCAAGACUAUCAAUUGCAUAAAAAUUGGCCAAAACAAAUGGAAAGAGGAUGUGGAGAAACCUAUGCUGAUCGCAUUGUUGGCGGAAAAUAUGCAAAGCUGGGUCAAUACCCAUGGAUGGCACAACUUUUAUAUAAAGAACGCAAUGAUCAAUUGAUAAGUUUGUGCGGAGGUUCGUUAGUAACACCAUUUCAUGUGAUUUCGGCGGCACAUUGUGUACACGGCAAAGAACUUGCUUCAAAGCUUGAUUCGGUUGGUUUGGGCGACUAUGACAUUAAAACCGAUCCCGAUUGUGAAGAGGAUAUUUGUGCCGAACCAAAACAAGUGAUUAAAAUAGCAAAAGUCAUUAUGCCCGACACAUAUAGUAUGGAAACUAUGAAGGAUGACAUUAGUGUCCUCAUUUUGGAGAGUCAAGCCAUUUUAAAUGGAUGGGUAAAUGCAAUUUGUUUGCCGACGGGACGUGAACAAAUUGGUGGCGGUGGUGGUGUUGGUGAAGUGGCCGGAUGGGGUAUUUCUAAUAUAAAAACACGAAGUUCUGAACACAUUUUGAAUUAUGUGAAGUUACCAUUGUUGGACAUGGAUUAUUGUCGUGAUCAGACUAAGUUGCCAGUUAGUGGUAAAACUCAGUUAUGUGCUGGUAGCACAAACUUGAACCAAGAUUCAUGUAACGGUGAUUCCGGCGGACCUCUGAUGCAAAUUGCAAAUAGUAUUAAUGGUGGGCCAAGAUACUAUAUUACCGGUAUUGUUUCUUAUGGGCCAAUUGCAUGUGGUAUUGCACCAGCUGUCUAUACAAAAGUUUCUAGUUAUAUGGAUUUUAUUUUGAAUGCAAUGCAUUGAUAUAUCAAAAACAAAUUACAUUAAAUUCACAAUUCAUGAAUAAAAUUAUUUGCAAACGUGCA